Molecule: messenger RNA, 3957 nt
Organism: Alnus glutinosa
Lineage: Eukaryota; Viridiplantae; Streptophyta; Magnoliopsida; Fagales; Betulaceae
Exons: 16
Coding region: 341-3409 (1022 amino acids)
Molecular function (GO): hydrolase activity
Source: RefSeq, a predicted model, not a curated record
ACGGUUCCGUAUUGGCAGUGAACUCGUCUAAAAUUUUCUCUUUCUGUUUAAUUAAGGGAGAAAAAACGAAUAUGCCAUCGUUAUGUUCCUCGCAGACAUUCUCAGAUGCCAAUUCGCUCUGAGAAUAUCUUCUCUUUCUUUCUUUCACAUUUACAUUCAUAUAUUGCUUGCACAUGCACACUUUCUCUUCCUCUGCUCGCUUUCUCUUCAGGAUUCUGGAGCUUGUUUCUAUGGUGGUUUUGGCCCUCUCGGUUUUUUUUGUUGUUGUGAAAAUUAUUGAAAUCCAAUCUGCACAGCUUUGGACCAAGUGGAGUAAUCAGAACAAGAACAAGUCUGCUUAAUGGGCUCUGAUAAGCAAUCUGUUGGUUUACUGGACACCCUCAGAAUAGAGAGGGUUAGAACAAUUCUAACUCCAGCAUAUCCAUACCCACACGAGCAUUCCCGGCAUGCCAUAAUUGCUGUUGUUGUGGGUUGCCUGUUUUUCAUCUCAUCUGACAACAUCCAUACUCUCGUGGAGAAGUUGGACAACAAUAUUAAAUGGUGGUCUAUGUAUGGCUGUUUAUUUGGUUUCUUUUAUUUCUUUUCAUCACCAUUUAUUGGGAAGACUAUUAAACCAAGCUAUUCAAAUUUCAGUCGGUGGUACAUAGUCUGGAUUUUAGUAGCAGCUGUGUAUCAUCUUCCUAGUUUGCAGUCAAUGGGAGUGGAUAUGAGGAUGAACCUGUCUUUGUUUUUAACAAUAUAUGUGUCAUCUAUUUUAUUUCUUCUUGUAUUCCACAUUAUCUUUUAUGGCCUUUGGUACAUUGGCCUUGUUUCACGUGUGGCUGGAAAAAGACCGGAGAUCUUGACCAUUCUUCAAAAUUGUGCUGUUCUUAGUAUAGCUUGCUGUGUAUUUUAUAGUCACUGUGGCAACCGUGCUAUUUUGAAAGAGAGACCGUUUGUGCGAAAAAACUCUUUCUGGUUUUCCUUUUUUAAGAAAGAAGAGAGAAACACUUGGCUUGCAAAGUUUCUCCGUAUGAAUGAGUUGAAAGACCAGGUUUGCUCAUCUUGGUUUGCUCCGGUUGGGUCUGCGAGUGACUAUCCGCUUUUGUCCAAGUGGGUUAUCUAUGGUGAGUUAGCUUGCAAUGGCUCAUGUGCUGCGGGUUCAUCUGAUAAAAUCUCUCCCAUAUACUCAUUAUGGGCGACAUUUAUAGGCCUUUACAUUGCCAAUUACGUAGUGGAAAGGUCAACUGGGUGGGCUCUUGCUCAUCCUGUGUCAGUAAAAGAAUGUGAGAAGCUGAAGAAGAAGCAAAUGAAGCCUGAAUUUUUGGAUAUGGUUCCUUGGUAUUCGGGAACGUCUGCUGAUUUAUUCAAGACUGUUUUUGACCUACUGGUAUCAGUAACUGUCUUUCUUGGUCGCUUUGACAUGCGUAUGAUGCAGGCAGCAAUGAGCAGGGUUCAAGAUGGAGCAGAACAAGCUGAUCUUUUAUACGAUCAAUUUAGUGGAGAGGAUGAUCUAUGGUUUGACUUCAUGGCUGAUACUGGUGAUGGUGGGAACUCAUCAUAUGCUGUUGCACGGCUACUUGCUCAGCCUUCCAUUCGUCUCACUAGAGGUGAUUCUGUGCUUACCCUACCUCGUGGCAACUUGCUACUUAUUGGAGGGGAUCUAGCGUACCCUAAUCCGUCAGCUUUCACAUAUGAAAAACGCUUCUUCCGUCCUUUUGAGUAUGCUCUCCAGCCUCCUCCGUGGUAUAAGCCAGAGCAGGUAGCUGUGAACAAGCCUGAGAUACCUUGUGAAGUGCCUGAACUGAAGCAAUACGAGGGGCCUCAGUGUUUUCUUAUUCCUGGAAAUCAUGAUUGGUUUGAUGGUCUACAUACCUUUAUGAGGUAUAUAUGUCAUAAGAGCUGGUUGGGAGGGUGGUUGAUGCCUCAAAAGAAGAGUUAUUUUGCUUUGCAACUCCCUAAAAGAUGGUGGAUAUUUGGUCUUGAUCUAGCACUCCAUGGUGAUAUUGACGAAUACCAAUUCAAAUUCUUCUCGGAACUAGUAAAGCAUAAGGUUGGAGACGAGGAUUCUGUGAUCAUUAUAACACACGAACCAAGUUGGCUUCUUGAUUGGUAUUGGAAUGAUGUUACCGGGAAGAAUGUCUCGCACCUCAUAUCUGAUUAUUUGAAAGGAAGGUGCAAGCUUCGAAUGGCUGGGGACCUGCAUCACUAUAUGCGCCAUUCCUUUGUUAAAUCAGAUGGGCCUGUCCAUGUGCAAAACCUAAUUGUAAAUGGUUGUGGUGGUGCUUUUUUACAUCCCACCCAUGUCUUUAGUAAAUUUAAAAAAUUUCAUGGAGUUUCCUACGAGUGCAAGGCUGCAUAUCCUUCUUAUGAAGAUUCAAGCCGGAUUGCAUUGGGAAAUAUUUUGAAGUUUCGAAAGAAGAAUUGGCAAUUUGAUUUUAUUGGUGGCAUAAUAUACUUUAUAUUGGUCUUUUCUAUGUUCCCGCAGUGCAAGCUCGAUCACAUCUUGCAUGAGGAUUGCUUUUCAGGUCACUUGAGGAGCUUCAUUGGCACAGUAUGGAGCAAUUUUAUAUACAUGGUGGAACACUCUUAUAUAUCUCUUACAGGUGCUAUGCUAUUGCUAAUUGUGGCAAUUACAUUUGUACCGUCCAAAGUGUCACGGAAGAAGCGAGCAAUAAUCGGAGUUCUUCAUGUUUCUGCACACCUAGCUGCUGCUUUAAUUCUUAUGUUGCUGUUAGAACUGGGUGUUGAGACGUGUAUCCGGCAUAAACUACUAGCAACUUCAGGCUAUCACACUUUAUAUCAAUGGUACCGAACAGUGGAAAGUGAGCACUUUCCAGAUCCAACCGGCCUUCGAGCUCGUAUGGAACAAUGGACCCACGGCCUUUAUCCAGCAUGUAUCAAGUAUCUUAUGUCUGCAUUUGAUAUUCCUGAGGUCAUGGCCGUCACACGUAGUAACAUAUGCAAGAAUGGAAUGGUGUCGCUCUCUCGAGGGGGUGCAGUCAUAUAUUAUGCUUCGGUCUUCCUUUACUUUUGGGUCUUUUCAACUCCUGUGGUUUCCUUGGUGUUUGGAAGCUACUUAUACAUUUGCAUUAACUGGCUCCACAUUCACUUUGAUGAAGCCUUCUCUUCUCUACGAAUUGCUAAUUACAAGGCAUUCACUCGUUUCCAUAUCAAUUCUAAUGGUGAUCUUGAAGUUUUCACCCUCGCUGUUGAUAAGGUGCCAAAGGAAUGGAAGCUGGAUCCUGACUGGGAUGGGGAGCCCAAACAACCUCAGCAAUUGAGCCACCUUAGAAAGCACCCCAGCAAAUGGAGUGCAGCUAUUGCUCAGCAGGACCCACUUCAUACUGUUAAGAUUGUUGACCAAUUUGUUAUACGAAAAUCAGAUAAACCAGAUAUUGAAACAGUCAAUGGGUCAGUCAUUCGCUGAUCUGUGCUGCUCAAAUUAUAGAGUUAGCGUUGUUCUCACCAUUGAGAAAGAAAGGAGAAAAGAAAAGGGAAGACUGGAAGUUUUGUGUUCUAAUUCUGGCGUUUCCAUUUGUUACCGUAGCUUUCAAAAACGUGCCGGGUGUGCUACUAAAUCGGUCUCACAAGCGUUAUUAUCUGUUGAUUAGAUGAUCUAGCUAACUGACGACAUAGGUUACCUUAGAGAUUGUUGUAUCUUAAAGUUAGGUUACAGUCAGAUGGUCAUUUCACUGUGAUAACAAAAUGGUACAUUUCAUUUUGGUAUUUGGCCUGCCUCCAGUAAUUAAAUAACUAGAGAUAUCCCGUGGUUGAAAUAGACGGUUUGGACUGCAAGACGAAUCUUAGCGUUUACCAUUGUUAGUGAGUUCUUCUCCAAUCUUGCGAUGAGAUCUUCAGUUUCAGUUAUUUAGUCACUGGAGGUAAGCCAAAUCCGUUAAUACUUUUACAGUAUAUAGACUUCUAAGGUAUUUUCACUUGCAACUGGACAUAAAUAUGGUUCCAGUUGCUCUGCAA